UGGCAGCUCCAGUCCCAUCGGCCUCCCCCACCCCAUCGUGUGUAGCAGCCCGGCAGCAACCGAAUAACGAAGGCACCACAGGGUCUGUCCGGGCACCUAGGUACAGAGCAGCAGCUGGGGCUGCCGGGAGAUUCCAUGCAGUACGGAAUGGCCUCCCCCAGUCCCAGGCAGGAGUUUGUACCCCCAGCAGCGCCUCACUCCGCCGCUCCAUUCAGUUCAGGGCACUUUGUGCCACUUAUUGACUCUGAACUGCAACAGGAUGCACAUUCCUUGCGAAUAGCACCACAGAAGCGCGGCGACUGCUAAUGGCGAGGGACCUGUCCCACACACUCCCAUGUACAUGCACCUUGCUGGGAUGUGAGACAGGAAAAGAGAAGCGAGGUCACAUGAGCGUCAGUCCCAGCCCCCUCCCCGGCAGCCUGUGCCUGGCUCCAUCUCCCACAAUCAUGCCUCUGGGAGCAGCCUUCUGGCUCGGCAUCCCUAGGCACUGAGCCCUGAGCCCCUGCUGAAUGGUCCUUGUGUCGCCGCUUCACUCCUGCCCAACGGGGAGCCGGCAUGCAGGCACAGGCUGGGGAUGAGCGGCAGCAGCUGGUAUGGAGGGGGCACAACAUGCCAGUCCGGGCGGAGUGAUACAACAUGGGCACACUGCUUUCAAUUGGCUGUGACAGGGGCGCUUCGCUAUCAGAAUGGAAUAUGAAGCUACCCAACUUGAAAAGCAACAUGUUCAUAGUGUGUAUGAAAGCACAGCCCCUUAUUUCAACGAAGUGCAAAGUAAAGCCUGGCCAAAGGUGCGCCAGUUUCUUCUGGAACAAGAGCCUGGCAGUCUCAUUGUGGACAUAGGAUGUGGGACUGGAAAAUACCUGAGUGUUAACAGUGAAAUAUAUAAUCUGGGAUGUGAUUACUGCAAGCCUCUAGUGGAAAUUGCCAAGAAUAACAAACAUGAAGUUAUGGUAUGUGACAACCUGAAUCUGCCAUUCCGAGACCAGUGCUUCGACACAGUCAUUUCCAUUGGAGUGAUUCAUCAUUUUUCCACUAAGCAAAGAAGAAUCCAAGCAAUAAAGGAAAUGGCUAGGAUAUUAGUUCCAGGAGGUCGGAUUAUGCUGUAUGUUUGGGCAAUGGAACAAAAGAGUCGUCGCUUUGAAAAGCAAGAUGUAUUUGUGCCCUGGAACAAAGCACUGCUGCCUCGCCGUCCUUCUGAAACCAACCAGCCUGAAAAUAAAAUUAAUAUUAACCAUAAUGAUAAGCCACAGGACAUGGAAGGGCUGGAAAGAACUGAAAUAAAUAAUUUAGGGAAUUCAAAGCAAUCACACAAAAUGGCCAACUGCGUAUCCGCAGAACCCUGCUGUAUUACAUUUGCAAAUGAUGAAAACAGACUUUACAGUUCCAUAGGUCGUUCACUCCGUUCAUGGUUUUUCUCUCGAUCGCUCGAUGAAUCUUCAUUGCGAAGGCAUCUUGAUAAGAUGAAGUGUCUCAGCCAAGUUGGUGGAUGGGUGAAUAGCCCUGUAUCUGUCCAGCCUACUCGGCACUGUAGCGUCGAUCUUGGGCACGAAAGGUUAUUUAUGAAGAAACACAGCUUUGAUGAUGAUGUAUUUAUUAAAAAUAAAUCACAAAAUAGUACUCAGUGGAUUAUAGCUUUAAAUGCUGGCCAAAAUGAAAAUGGAAAGUUCUGCAGACUUGAUCCUAGCGACCCAAAGCAAGCUUCCGAUCAGAUAGAAGACAAGCACAGUAACUAUAUAGGCAGCAAUGAAGAUAGCCAGCUUGCACAUUGUAAAUUAUUAAAGCGCACAUCAACAACAGAAUCAAACGAUUCCAUUUUGGAUGAAACCAUAUCAGUCGGAGAAGAGGAGAAUGAUCACAGUGAUUCCAAAGCAUUCAUGAGAUACUACCAUGUGUUCCGGGAAGGGGAGCUUAGCAACCUGUUGGAAACUGAUGUACCAGAGCUUCAAAUUACAAGUUCCUGUUUUGACCAUGGCAACUGGUGCCUAAUUGCAGAGAAGAAAAAUACUAGCAAUCAUGAUGUUUAGAAGUAUAAUAAUUGUCCAAAAAUAUGCAUUUAAACUGUAACUUUUUGUCUAACAGGUAAAAUGAGGUAGUUAUUUUAAUUUACAUGUUCAAAGCCUUUUAAAAGCAAGUGACAAAAAUAUAGGCCACUAGAUAGCGAUAGUAUUGUGUACACAUCCUCUAGGCAAGAGGUGUAUUAGUCUGAGAUUGAGUUGUGUGAGGGCCUUACUUUGCCUUAGUUGUUUGCAUAACAAAUAGAAGCAUACAUUUAUCUGAUGCUCUUUUCUCUCUCCACACUGUACAUGGAUAGUAUAGAAAAAAAGCCAAGCUGCUGGCUUCUGUUUAUUAUACAUAGAUGAUAAACUUCUUCAGAGGACGCAGUCUUGUCCCUAAAAUAGGGUUCCGUUUUGGAGGAAUUCCCCCUACCCCCCAAAAAACAUGUUUCCAGUUCCAUAUACUGCUUCCAUCUUCAGACUCUUUAUAUAGCUUUUUUAAAACUUGCCUACUAAAGUAAACAUUGCUGUCUGUUUAAAUGGCAGGGUGUCCAGGUGUUGGACAAGAUAAUGGAAACAUGUGACAUAAUAAUUACGAGAUUGAUGCAUGUUGCAUAUUCCUAUAAAGUUGAAUUUCCAAAAUAAC
This is a messenger RNA of Xenopus tropicalis (tropical clawed frog), 2640 nucleotides long. It is a transcript of the gene trmt9b, whose product is annotated as tRNA methyltransferase 9B (putative). Gene Ontology annotation, molecular function: S-adenosylmethionine-dependent methyltransferase activity; tRNA methyltransferase activity. The transcript is spliced from 4 exons. The record is from RefSeq and is a predicted model, not a curated record. Gene Ontology annotation, biological process: tRNA modification. Bases 687 to 2024 code for a protein of 445 amino acids. NCBI's taxonomy places the organism in Eukaryota, Metazoa, Chordata, Amphibia, Anura, Pipidae.